Aspergillus calidoustus is the source of this 1332-nucleotide messenger RNA. The record is from the annotation of a GenBank genome assembly. Lineage: Eukaryota; Fungi; Ascomycota; Eurotiomycetes; Eurotiales; Aspergillaceae.
CUCUAUCACUUAUUUUCCCGAUGAAGGUCAAUACAAAGGCUAAAUAAGCGCGCGAUGCCUGGAAGCGGAAAAGCCGUGAUUAUGCAUCGCUUAAGUCGCCUGAUUCUGCAAAGGAUUCCGACUUUCAGCUGAGCGGCGGUCGUCUUACCUCUGCAGCCACCUCUGUCGCGACCACACUCUCGGACAAGCUGAAAUGAACAAACUUAAAGGGUUUACAAAUCGGUGGUCGUUGAAAGAUGAUGAUAGCGAGGGAUCCGUCUCGCAGAACGUCAGGCGGAAGGAGCAGCUGAGGAGAGCGCAGCAAAACUACCGCCAGCGCAAAGAGGGAUACAUCAAAUCCCUCGAAACCGAAGUCGUCAACCUCCGGACGACCCGGACUGACCUGCAGGGCGAGACCCGCCGACUGAGCGCCGAGAUCAACUGGCUACGCCAUAUCAUUGAUGCGAACCACAUCACGCUCCCGCCUGUUCCACCCGAGAUCCUCGCGCUCGAUUCUCGACACUCGUCGCCUGCUUCUACAACAGCUACAGUUGGCGUCGACCGCGACCAUCUCAACAACCGCCGACUCAUCGUAGGGGCUCCGGGCUCGAGUACGUCUGGAACAUCGCCAUCGCUGUUGGAAUCCGGCCCCGAGCGCACACCGUCACCAUUUCGGAAUCCUGGCGAUGUCGUUGUUGCGAUGAAUUUUAUUCUUUGCCUCGAAGGGCCCUGCCUCGACCACGUCCGCUCUGCACUAAAAUCCCCUGAACCACACACAGGCCACGGCCACGCCCUGACGCUAACAGCCUCCGUCUUCCGACUCUACCCCGAUGCUGGCCACUCGCACGAGGAGGACCAGCAAUUGAGCAUCUCCCGAAAGACCCUCGACCGACUCCUCGAGCUCUCGGCGCAGCUCCCCACGGGCGACGAGCUGACCCCAAUCGAGGUGUGGGCUUGUCUCCGCCAGAAUGCGACGGUUGUGGAGGCGCAGCCGGAAAGGAUCAUGGCUGUUGCGGAGAGGUUGUUGGAUCAUAUCAAGUGUUAUGGGUACGGCGCGGUUAUCCCGCGAGCUGUUGUUAUGGAGGCGUUGCGGGCCUUUUAGGGACUUUCCCACGGGUGUUAGGUUGUGUGGGUAUGACUUGUGAUAGGUUUCUGGAUAGCGUUUGAGAAAAGUAAAAUAUGAAAUUGUCUCUUGGUUUGUAAGCUCGGCUUAACUGCGUCAAUAAUCUACUGCCCGACCAAGAGCCAAAAAAAAAAAAAACGAGAGCCGAACGAGACGCUUACCUUAGAAUGGAUGGUAUGCGCCAACGCCAUCAGCCCACGCACAUCUCUCAUCUCCAAAUCAACCCCCUC